AAAGUACCACACAAACCAAGACUAUUGUUCUCUCUACCCUCUUGCUGCUAGCUAUGUCUUUUUCUUAGGUUCAUCACUGGUUCCCAUUUCUGUAUGAGUGCUCUGUGCCCUCACAACCUGUGUAGUCCAUGAUGAAAAGGAAAAAAGAUGGAUAAACUAUGGUGUGUUAUGGUGGUUCCCAAAAUAGACCAGCAGCAUCAGCAUCAUUUGAGCACUUGUUAGAAAUGAAAAUUCUCAGCCCCCACCCUGGACUUACUAAAUCAAAAACUGUGGGGGUAGAAUCCAGCAGUUUGCGUUUUGGAAAGCCCUCUGGGGCAUUCUGGUGCCCAUCAAAGUUUGAGAAUCACUGAAGGGAAGAGCCUUGUUGUUGAGUUCUAGGCUCUAUUUUAGCUAUAGUUUGCUUUUCAGUUUUCUCUUCUUCACUUUAUUUUUUACUUUAUUUAUUUAUUUUUAAAGAGGACAGGGGAGAGGGAGAAAGAGAGAAUCCAAAGCAGGCUCCAACCCAGCACAGAGCCCAACACAGGGCUUGAGCCCACAAACCGUGAGAUCAUGACAUGAGCCAAAACCAAGAGCUGGAUACUCAACUGACUGAGCCACCUGGACACCCCCUUUUCUUCACUUUAAAAUGGAGGGAGGCCUUGGACUAGGCAACAUCUAAAGACUCUGUCACUCUGUAAUUUUGUUUGACCUCUCAUAGCUUAAGUUUUCUCAUAUGAGUAGAGUAAGGAAAAUACCUACCUCACAGGUUUUUCUAACAAAUUUGUAAUUAUUAAAUAAGAUGUUUACAGCAUAUAAUGAUGACCAACAAUAAUAGCUAACUCUUUCAUAGUGCUUUCCGUGUGCCAGACACUGUUAUAACUGCUUUUAAUCCCCAUAGCAACCUAUUUUAUAAAUGAAUAAAUAGAGGCAAUGAGAGAUUAAGUGGUUUACCCAAGAUCACAUGGCUAAAUAAGUGUCAGAGGUUGUUAGAACCUCGAAAAUCUGGCCACAGAAACUGCUUUUAAUUCAUGAAAGUGGGUGAUGGGCAUUGAGGAGGGCACCCGUUGGGAUGAGCACUGGGUGUUGCAUGGAAACCAAUUUGACAAUAAAUUAUAUUUAAUAUAAAAAAUAAAUAAAAGUGAGUUUUAAAAAGCAAAAAAAAAUAAUAUUCCAUAUUCCAAAAUAAAUAUUAAUUACUUCCCCCUUGUGCAUAUUUACAGUCUAGCUGAUCGUUCAUAGAUAGUAAUCAUCAUCUUCAUUAUUAAGUUCUUCCAACAGAAUCUUAAGAGAACCAUGAGAAUAUCUAGAUGUUUUACAAAUAGUUUGUAAACAUCCACCCCCCCCCCACUUUUUAAAAAGAAGUGUUUUUCACAUUCUCUAAUUUUACUUCUUCCAAAGGUAGAAGGUUGAUGAUAGAAGGAAAUCAAUCCAUUCAGUACUUUUUCCUUCUUUCUACACUGUGCAAAAUAUGUCAGUUGUUAGGUCAAAACCAUUUUACAGGAAAUAUUCCCAUCACUGCCCCAGGGAACUCUAGGGCAUAUUGAAGAUCUACUCACAGGGCCAGCUGGUGGCUUAGUUGUAAAGUUGGGCCAUGUCUGUGCCCUCACCUCCUUAAGCCUACAGCUCACCACAGCCAAAGACCCUGGCAGAUAUGGUAGUAGUUUAUUUUUUGGUUCUCUUUCAUUGUUGUUGUCAGAUUUACAUUCAGGGGUUGGUGGGUUUGUGGGUAGUUCUAUCCUACUCCUUGGCUUUAAGCAGUGAGUCUGGCUUUUGUCCUCCAUCUUGCUCAGAGCACUUCUGGACCAGAAUAUAAAGUAUUAGCUUGAUUAAUGGAAUCCAAGCUUCCUUCCUGGAAGGCAUCUUUAACAAUUGUGAAAAUCAUCUUAAGCCAUGUUGGUGGCUUAAGUUAGGUAAGCCAUGUUAGUUUCAUAGUGGUGUUCUAACCUACUUUUUUAUGGGUAGAUAAACAUAGUAAUUUAUCCUAUGCACAAGUGAAGAUCACAAGGGCCAAUGCUAUGGUGAACCUGUGAAGUCAGUGAAGGUUUUUCUCUGCUAGCCCCACCUUUCUCCAUGGUUGAUCCUUUGUCCCAUUGAUGAUGGCCACUCCAUCCAAUUCAGGUAUUCAGUAUCUUCUCAGCUUCUGCUUUCUAGAUCCCUCUCUGAUGCCUUGACUGAGGCAGAGUAGUGUCAUAGGAAGAGCAUGGACUUGAACCAAACUGGGUUUGAAUUCUAUCUUUGCCUCUGACUAACCUGGUAAAUUUGGGGAAGCCACUUUCCUUCCUUGAGCCUCUGUUUCUUCAUCUGCAAAGUGGGGCUAAAAAUGUCAUCUAUUUAAUAAGCUGUGAUGAAUGAAAUGAGGUCAUGUGUAUAAAGUGAGUACCAUAGUGAGCAGUACACAAUAAAUAGUACUUAGUAAUUGUUUAUCAUCAUCACCAAUAUCAUUUGAGCAAAAAACAGAACUGAAAAAUGCAAUAAAUGAGAUUCAAAACAGACUUGAUGCAAUGAACACAAGAUGGAAGAAGCAGAGGAAUUAAGAAGUGAUAUAAGAGAUAAAAUAAUGGAACAUGAUGAAUCUGAACAAAAGAGAGAAUUAUGGAACAUGAGAAUAGAUUUAGGAAACUCAGAGACUCAACCAAGCAUAAUAACAUUCAUAUUAUAGGAGUCCCAGAAGAAGAAUAGAGAGAAAAUGGAGCAGAACAUUUAUUUGAGGAAAUAAUAGCUGAAACCCUCCCUAAUCUGGGGAAAGAAACAGACAUCCAGAUCCAGGAGGCACAGAGAAUUCCUAUCAAAAUCAACAAAAGCAGACCAACAUCAAGACAUAUUGUAAUUAAAUUUGCAAAAUAUAGCAAUAAAGAAAAAUCCUAAAGGCAGCAAGACAAAAUAAUUCUUUAACUUACAAGGGAAAACCCAUAAGACUAGCUGGAGAUUUCACAAUGAAACUCAGCAAGCCAGGAAGGACUUAACAUGAUACAUUCAACGUGCUGAAUGGGAAAAAUCCACAGCCAAGAAACUCUAUCAAGUAAGGCUAUCUUACAGAAUAGGAGAGAUUAACACUUUCCCAGACAAACAAAAACUAAAAGAGAUCAUGACCACUCAACCAGCCCUGCAAAAAGGAGAUUCUCUGAAUGCAAAGGAGAAACCAAAAGUGACAAAGACAAGGAAAGAUCAGAGAAAAUCUCCAGAAACAAUGGCAAAACAUGUAAUAAAAUGGCACUAAGUACAUAUCUAUCAAAAUUACUGAAUGUAAAUGCCCCAAUCAAAAGACAUAGGGUGUCAGAAUGGAUUAAAAAAAAUAAGACCCAUCCAAAUGCUGCCUACAAGAGAUAAAUUUUAGACCUAAAGACAUCUGCAGAUUGAAAUUAGGGGAUGGAGAAACAUAUAUCAUACAAAUGGACAUCAAAAGAAAGCCAGAGUAGCAAUACUUAGAUAAAUUACACUUUAAACCAAGACUGUAACAGAGAUGAAGGGGGCACUAUAUCACAAUAAAGGGGACAAUCCAACAAGAAGACCUAAUAAUUGUAAAUAUUUAUACACCCAAUUUGGAAGGUCCCAAAUAUAUAAAACAAUUAAUAACAAACAUAAAUAAACUCAUUGAUAAUAAUACAAUAAUAGUAGGAGACUUUAACACCCCACUUACAUCAAUGGACAGAUCAUCUAAGCAGAAAAUCAACAAGAAAACAAUGACUUUGAAUGACACACUGGACAAGAUGGACUUAACAUAUAUUCAGAACAUUCCAUCCUAAAACAGCAGAAUACACAUUCUUUUCAAGUGCACAUGGGACACUUGCCAAAAUACAUCACACACUAGGUCACAAAUCAGACCUCAAAGACUACAAAAAGAUUGAGAUAAUACCAUGCAUAUUUUUCUGACCAAAAUGCUGUGAAACUUGAAUUCAACCACAAGAAAAUAAAAUGGAAAGACCACAAAUACAUGGAGGUUAAAUAAUAUAGUACUAAAGAAUGAAUGGGUCAACCAGGAAAUCAAAGAAAUUAAAAAACUACAUGGAAACGAAUGAAAAAACAUAACAAUCCAAAACCUUAAGGAUGCAGCAAAAGCAGUCCCAAGAUGGGAAGUGUAUAACAAUAUUGGCCUACCUUAAAAAGCAAGAAAAAUUUCAAAUAAACAAUGUAACCUUAUACCUAAAGGAGCUAGAAAAAGAACAACAAAUGAAGCCUAAAGCCAGCAGAAGGGAAAUAAUAAAGAUUAGAGAAGAAAUAAAGGAUAUAGAAAAUAAAAAAACACUAGAACAGAUCAAUGAGGCCAGGAGCUGGUUCCUUGAAAAAAAAUAAUGAAACUGGUAACGCCCUAGCCAUACUUAUUGAAAAGGAAAGUGAAAGGACCCAAAAUAAAUAAAAUCACAAAUGAGAGAGAAGAAAUAACAACCAACACCACAGAAAUACAAUUAUAAGAAUAUAUCAUGAAAAUCUAUGCCAACAACUUGGAGAACCUGGAAAAAAUGGAUUAAUUCCUGGAAACAUAUAAACAACCAAAACUGAAACAGGAAGAAUUAGAAAACUUGAACAGACUGGUAACCAGAAAAGAAAUUCAAUCAGUAAUAAAUCUCCCAAAAAACAAAAGUCCAGGGCCAGAUAGCUUCACAGGUGAAUUCUACCAAAUAUUUAAAGAAGAGUUAAUACCUAUUCUUCUCAAACCAUUCUAGAGAAUAGAAAUGGAAGGGAAACUUCCAAAUUAAUUCUAGGAGGCCAGAAUUACCCUGAUACCCAAACCAAAGACUCCACUAAAAAAGAAAACUACAGGCCCAUUUCCCAGAUGAACAUAGAUGCAAAAAUCCUACUAGCAAACCAAAUCCAAGAAUACAUUUUAAAAGAUCAUUCACCACAAUCAACUGGGAUUUGCUUAGGAGGCAAGGUUGGUCCAGUAUUUGCAAAUCAAUCAAUGUGGUACAUCACAUCAAUAACAGAAAGGAUAAGAACCAUAUGAUCAUUCCAGUGAAUGUAGAAAAGGCAUUUGACAAAGUACAACAUCCAUUCAUGAUAGAAGCUGUCAAGAAAGUAGGUCUGGAGGGAACGUACCUCAAAAUAAUAAAGUCCAAAUAUGAAAAACCCACAGGUAAUAUCAUCCUCAAUGGAGAAAACCUGAGAGCUUUUUCUCUGUGUUCAGGGACAAGACAGGAAUGUUGGCUCCUCCACUGUUAUUUAAUAUAGUUCUAGAAGUCCUAGCCACAACAAUCAGACAACAGAAAGAAAUAAAAGGCAUCCAAAAUGCAAGGAGGAGGUCAAACUUUUACUCUUUGCAGAUGCCAUGGUACUCUACAUAGAAAACCCAAAAGAUUCCACCAAAAAAGUUGCUAGAACUGCUGAUACAUGAAUUCGGUAAAGUCAAAGGAUAUAAAAUCAACACACAGAAAUCUGUUGCAGUUCAUAAUGAAUUCUCUCUCUUUCUGAGAAAGAGAACUCAAGGAAUCAAUCCCAUUCACAAAUUAACCAAAAACCAUAAGAUACCUAGGAAUAAACCUAACCAAAGGGGUGAAAGAUCUGUACUCUGAAAAUUAUAGAAAGUUUAUGAAAGGAAUUGAAGAAGACACAAAGAAAUGCAAAACACUCCAUGCUCAUUGAUUGGAAGAAAAAAUAUUGGUAAAAUGUCAAUACUACCCAAAGCAAUCUACACAUUCAGUGCAAUCCCUAUCAAAAUACUAAAAGCACUUUUCACAGAGCUAGAACAAACAAUCCUAAAACAUGUAUGGAACCACAAAAGACCCCGAAUAAUCAAUGCAACCUUUUAAAAGAAAAGAAAAGCUGGAGGCACCAUAAUUCCUGACUUCAAGUAAUAUUACAAAACUGUAGUAAUCAAGACAAUGUGGUACUGUGACAAAAAUAGACACAUAGAUCAAUAGAAGACAUUAGAAACCCCAGAAGUCAACCCACCACUCUAUAGUCAAUUAAUCUUUGACAAAGCAAGAAAGAAUAUCCAAGGGGAAAAAGACAAUCUCUUCAACAGUGUUGGGUAAACUGGACAGCAACAUGCAAAAGAAUGAAACUGGACCACUUUCUUACACCAUACACAAAAAUAAAUUCAAAUGGUUUAACAACAUAAAUAUGAGACAGGAAACUAUCAAAAUCUGAGAGGAGAACACUGGCAAUAACUACUUUUAUUGGCCAUAGUAACUUCUUUUUUUUUUAAGUUUAUUCAUUUAUUUUAAAAGAGGGAGAGAACAUGAUAAGAAGAGGGGCAGAGAGAAAGGGAGAGAGAGAGAGACUCCUAAGCAGGCCCCAUGCUGCCAGCAUGGAACCCACCGUGGGGCUGAAACUCACGAACCACAAGAUCAUGACCUGAGCCAAAACCAAAGACCGAACGCUUAACUGACUGAGCCACCCAGGUGCCCCUGGCCAUAGCAACUUCUUACUAGAUAUGUUUCCUGAGGCAAGGGAAACAAAGGCAAAAAUAAACUACUAGGACCUCAUCAAAAUAAAAUCUUCUGCACAGUGAAGGACACCAUCAACAAAACUAAAAGCAAGUGUUCAGAAUAGGAGAAGAUACUUGCAAACGACAUACCUGAUAUAGGGUUAGUAUCCAAAAUCUAUAAAGAAGUUAUAAAUCUCAAUACCCAAAAAGCAAAUCAUCCAAUUAAAAAAUUGGCAAAAAACAUGAAUAGAUGUUUUUCCAAAGAAGACAUACAGAUGGCUACAUGAAAAAAGGAUCAGCAUUACUCAUCAUCAGGGAAAUACAAAUCAAACUACAAUGAGAGAUCAACUCACACCUCUCAGAAAGGCUAAAAUUAACAACAGAAGUAACAUCAGGUGUUGGAGAGGAUGCGGAGAAAGGGAAACCCUCUUGCACUGUUGAUGGGGGUAACAGAGAGGCCACUCUAGAAAACAUUGUGGAGGAUCCUCAAAAAAUAAAAGUAGAACUACCCUACAUCCCACAAUUACACUACUACGUAUUUACCCAAAGAAUACAAAAAUACUGAUUUCAAGGGAUACAUGCACCCUGAUAUUUAUAGCAGCAUUCUUUGCAAUAGCCAAGUUAUGGAAAGAGCCCAAAUGUCCAUCGACUGGUGAAUGGAUUAUGAAGAUGGGGUUUGCACAUAAAUAGAAUGGAACAUUACUGAGCCAUAAAAAAGAAUGAAAUCUUGCCAUUUGCAAUGACAUGGAAGGAGCUAGAGAAUAAUAUCCUAAGCAAAAUUAGUCAGAGAAAGAUAAAUACCAUAUGAUUUCGCUUUUAUGUGGAAUUUAAGAAAAAAAAAUAGGGGCACCUGGGUGGCUCAGUCAGUUGAGCAUCCGACUUCGGCUCAGGUCAUGGUCUCGUGGCCCAUAAGUUCGAGCCCUGCAUCGGGCUCUGUGCUGACAGCUCAGAGCCUGGAGCCUGUUUUGGAUUCUGUGUCUCCCUCUCUCUCUGACCUUCCCCCAUUCAUGCUCAAUCUCUCUCUGUCUCAAAAAUAAAUAAACGUUUAAAAAAAUAAACAAGCAUAGAAUGGGCAAAGAGAGGGAAACCAAGAAACAAAUUCUUAACUAAGGAGAAUACACUGAUGGUUACCAGAGGGAAGAUGGGUGGGGGGAUGGGUUAAAUAGGUGAUGGGGAUUAAGGAGUGCACAAGUGAUGAGCACCAGAUGUUUUAUGGAAGUGUUGAAUCUCUAUAUUGCACACCUGAAACUAAUUAUACACCAUAUGUUAACUGACAUUUAAAUAAAAACUUAACAAAAAGCGAAAGGAAUCCCUUUUACAAUAUCAUCGAAAAUAAUAAAAUACUGGGGAAUAAAUUUAACAAUAGAUGUGCAAGAUUAUAUUUGCUAAAAGGAAAACAUUGCUGAAAGAAAUUAAAGAGGGCCUAAAUCAAUGAAAAGCCAUUCUGUUUUAGUGAUAUGAAUACUUAAUAUUGUUAAGAUGACCAUAAUCUCGAAGGCAAUACAUAGAUUCAAUACAGUCUCUAUCAAAAUUUCAAUGAUCGGGGAGCCUGGGUGGUUUAGUGGGUUAGGUGGCAAACCUCAGCUCAGGUCAGGAUCUCGCAGUUUGUGGGUUUGAGCCCUGCAUCAGGCUCUGUGCUGACAGUUCGGACCCUGGACCCUGCUUCAGAGUCUGUGUCUCCCUCUCUCUCGGCUGCUACCCCACUUGAACUCUAUCACUCUCAAAAGUAAAUAGACAUUUAAAACGUUUUAAAAACCUUUUCAGUGAUCUUUUGCAGACGUGAAAGCCAAUCCUAAAUUUAUAUGGAAAUGCAAGGGACAGAGACAGCCAAAACAAUCCGGAAAAGAAGAACAAAGCUGUGCGAUCCACACGUGCCACUUUCAAACUUACUUCAAAACUACAGCAAUCGUAAACUGUGGUACUGGCAUAGGGGUAGACAUGUAGGUCAAUGUUUUUGAAUUUACAGUGAGAAAUAAACCCAUAGAUUUAUGAAUAGUUGAUAUUCAACAAGGGGGCCCAGACCGUUCAAUGGAGGAAUGAGCGAUCUCUUCAACAAACGGUGCUGGGAAAACUGAAUAUUGACAGAAAAAAGAAUGAAGGUGGGCUCCAGUUUCACACCACGUAUGAAAAUGAAUUCCAAAACGGAUCACAAACCCAAACGUAAGCGAUGAAACUAUGAAACUCUUGGAAUAAAACAUAGAUAUAAAUCCCCCUGGCUUUAACUACACAACAGUUCCUUACAUAUGGCAGCAAAAGCGCGGCCACAAAAGAAAGGGGGUGGUGGAAAGAGGAUAAGUUGUACACCAUCCAAACCAAAAACUUUUGUGCAUGAAAGGACUCUGUCUAGAAGGUGAAAGGACAAAACGCACAGGAUGGGAGAAGCAUUUGCAAAUCACACAUGGGAUAAGGGUGUAUUCUCCAGAAUGCAUAAAGAACACCUACAAGUCAACAAUGAAAGCACGAACGUACAACCCAGUUAAAAAAUGGGAAAGGACUUGAACAGACGUUCCUCCAAAGUGGAUGUGCAAAUGGCCAAGAGGCACACGAAAAGACGCUCAACAUCAUGCGCCAACAGGGCGAUGCAAAUCGCAACCGCCAUGAGGCACCACUUCGCAGCCAGUAGGCUGGCUCUUCUAGGCACAAGAAAGCAAAACAAAGGCAAAAAGACGAGUUCGGGCGAGGGUGAGCAAGACUGGGACUCACACACUGCUGCUGGGAAUGCAAAGCUGCUGUGGGAAUCCGCUGGGCGGCUCCUCAGUAAGUUACCGGCAGAAUUAGCACCCGACCCCUCAAUCGCAGUCCCGGUGCAAUUUCCUACCCUAGGGAAUCAGAAACAGGUGCUCAAACAGAACCCUGUGCAGGAAAUGUUCGGCGCAGCGCUGUUCACAUCUGCCGCAAGGUGGGAAUGGCGGAGCUGCCUGUCAACCCAUGAACUGGGAUAGGCCGCCACACACGGUGUGUCCCUGCGGUGGAAUAUUACUCAGCCGUGAAAAGGCUUGAAGCGCUGACUCACGCUCCCACACGGACGAACGAACCCUAGUGACAACGCUGCGCUACGGGAAAGCAACCAGGCACAGAAAGCCGCCUAUUCGCCCAGCGAUCCCGCGUGCAGAAAGAAGUAAGUGUCCGGGACAGGCGAACCCCUAUGGGCAGCAAGCCGACUAGCGGUUGCCUGGGGGCUCCCGAGGACGGGGGUGGGGGGGAGAGGGGUGCGGUGAGGACUGGCUGCCUGACACGUACAGGGGUUUCUUUGAGGGGUGCUGCCACGGUUUGGAACUAGACGGUCGUGGUGGUCGCCCGACCCCUCUAGUGUACACUCGGGGCCGCUGGCUCCUACACGGGUGUUGUGUGUGCACAAUGCGCCCGCCCAGCCAAAAGCCAGCGUUCCUUCAAACAGGGGUUCCAGGGAGCAGGCUCCCGCCCAGCACUGUUUCUCUGCAGCGGGGGCCCAUGGGAAAGCAGUGACUUCACCGGAUGUACGUGUCCCAAAACGCGCACCCGACCAAUGAUGGGGUCGGUCUGUGACCUCUAGGAUAUAGAGUAGCGGCUUUGGAACGCUGCCGGUCGGAAACUUCGGGCCAACUGGCUUUUUACACCGCUUCCCGCCACAUCGCACCAUAUCCAGCCCUAUCCGACCGCAUCCAGCCGCACCCGACCGCUUCCCGCAGCGCACGCCAGACCGAGGCCCGUCCGAGAAAGCGCAGCCGAGGCCCAGCAUGCCUGUGAGGAGGAGCCGUCGAGGGUCGUCCAGUGGCCAGAGCCGGGUCCGCUCCCACACUGCCCCAGCCGAGUUGACGUUCUCCGUGAGCCACGUGGAGCGCCUCCUGCGGGAGGGCCGCUACUCGCAGCGCCUGGGCGCGUCCGCCCCGAUCUUCCUAGCGGCCGUCAUCCAGUCCCUGACGGCCAAGGUCCUGGAGCUGGCCGGCAUCGAGGCCCGGAACAGCGGCAGGAGGCUCAUCACCCCGGGUGUCGUGGACAUGGUGGUCCACAACCACCCGCUGCUCAGCGCCUUCUUCCAGUCCACCAUCAUCUCCCAGGCGGUCCCGGGCUGGAACUAGCUGUCCCACGCGACGUGGGGUCCGGCGGGCGCCAGGCCUACUCGUGGCCGGGGUGGGCCCCGGCCGGCCUGGUGCCUCAGGCAGUCACUGAAAGCCAAUAAAGUGUUUGGAGAAA
Messenger RNA from Acinonyx jubatus (cheetah), 10516 nucleotides. RefSeq names its product histone H2A-Bbd type 2/3-like. Lineage: Eukaryota; Metazoa; Chordata; Mammalia; Carnivora; Felidae. The transcript has a single exon. Gene Ontology annotation, molecular function: structural constituent of chromatin; protein heterodimerization activity; DNA binding. Bases 10060 to 10401 code for a protein of 113 amino acids. The record is from RefSeq and is a predicted model, not a curated record. Gene Ontology annotation, cellular component: nucleosome.